Molecule: messenger RNA, 11093 nt
Organism: Dermacentor andersoni
Lineage: Eukaryota; Metazoa; Arthropoda; Arachnida; Ixodida; Ixodidae
Biological process (GO): lipid transport
Molecular function (GO): lipid carrier activity
Source: RefSeq, a predicted model, not a curated record
GUGCACAGAUUGGAGUCUCUUGGGUCAUAGUUUGCUCAGGAUUCGAGUGUGGAGGCGUAACAGUCCAUUGGUCUUGCAUGACUACGUGCUCUCUUGUCUGGGGGCAAAACUACCACGAGCAUUUGCUGUCUCUCAGACGCACACCCGUGGCAACACUGGGUGAAGGCCCUUUGUGGAGGCCUUUGAAGCUGGGCACUGUAGCCUGGGACAUACAAAGUGAGCACUUGAAACGAACCUUUGAUCUUGACCAGAGCCGUUUCAGCAAACGAAAGGGAUGAAGUCUUGUGCACACCUUGUCUCUCUACUCCUAGUCUUGGCAGAUGGCACACUUUUCACCAAUGCCAAAGAAUGCAACCAAAGUGAAAACAUGCUGGUACCAGGGCACUGGUACCAGUACGAGUUUCACAUCAAAGCGGAAGCAGCAUCUGUGGGCAGCACUGACGAUGUCAGCGAAAUGAACUUGGCAUGCCAGAUCAAACUCUCCCACAUUGGCACCUGCAAGUAUGUGUUCGAGGUUCAGGAAUGUGCGUUCUCAUCUGGAGGUGGCCCUGCUGGUGACAAGGAGCUGUGGACAGAGCGCGAUGACCUCUCGGAGAUGACAAAGUUCCCUGUUGUAAUGUCGCUCUCUGACGGUGUGGUGACUGGACUGGAAGUUUCGCCCUCUGAGUCAGAACACAUACUCAACAUCAAGCGUGCCCUGAUUUCAGCCUUUGUAUUAAAGAAGUCGCAUAUGAGAGAAGGAGCCGAGACAUCGCGUGUGGACAUUCACGGAACCUGUCCUUGGAAGAUGUGGCCUGGCACUGAGCCAGGGAUGGCACACAGCUCCAAAGACAUGCUUUACUGUGCCUACCCCGAGAGGCCUGAUUGGAACCUGAGUCCUUGGGCCUUCGUGUGGAACUUGCAUUUCAUUCAGUACCUGAUAAAUUCCACAGUUGACUGCACCUACCGUGCUUCCGCGCAUGGUGACCACUUGGAGUCUCUUAGCUGCCAUGAGAGGCAUGCCAUCAAACUGGAAUCCACACACGACACCACAACAGCCGUCCAAACCAAUGUCUUCUACAAUAUGUUGCUGAAGUCUCGGGGAGCCACUGAAGCAUCAUCCAACGACCUCGGUGACCUCCUUGACUUGGUACCAGCAGGAAUCGCUUUCAAGCACCUUCCCACGCCAGACCCAACACAAGCAAGACUUCAUGAAAGUGAGAAGGCGAGACUGGAAAGUGCGGCACGCAACAAGCUGGCUGAGCUCGUCUCUACGGCCGAAACAGAUGUCAGGCUGUUUACAAUUCCGCUCUUCCAUGAGUUCAUUGAACUCUUGAGGGAAAUGGACAAUCUGCUCGACUUUGUCGACUCUGUUGCCAACUGUGACCACAGGCCAGAUGAUGCUGAUGUUGGUGAAAACUUGUGCACAGAGAAGUGGAAGAUGCUGGCAAUGUCCUUCCUGAAAGAUGCCCUGAUACAGAGCAACACAGUGCCGACACUGCAUGCGUUCCGUCAUCUCGUGACCCACGGCCACGUGAGCCAGGCCUACCUGCCACUCGCAUUCCACUGCUGGAGUUUUUUGCGCAACAAUGACACACGCUACCUGGAAGAAGUCUUUGAAAUCUGCAAGUCAACUGAGCACCGGAUGUGUUGGCUUCUCUUGGGACGUAUGGUACGAAAGUAUCACACCAACAAUGAAGACAAGAAUGCAGUGCUGCCUGUGUUCGACGCCAUCUUCAAACACAUUACUGCUUUUCUCGGCAGAAACUGUGAUAUCAGCACAGCAUCUUAUCCACCCCUGUACACCAAGCCACAGAAGAUAAACCACCUUAUCAUGAUGCUGAAGGCCCUGAAGAAUGCGGGUGCCAUAGCCCAGAUUGCCAGCCGUGAUUUGGAAGAAACACUGAUGGGCUGUGCUCAAAACCGAGAGUUGCCCAUUCCAGUCGCUGUGUUUGCAAUCGAGGCUAUGCACGACUUUUGGCCAACGUACGACGCUUUGUCGUCAGCGAAAAGCCUGCUUGGGGACCGCACGAGGCCUUGGGAGCUGCGCAUAGCAGUGUACAAGUUCCUGACCAGGGAGCCGGACCGCUGGAAGUUUGGCAAGGCAGUCAGCAAUGCACUGGAUGGCGAGCCGCAUCACUCAGAGUUGGUGGACUACGUCGUGUCAGACUUUCUCGACUCUCUUCCUGCAGAAAUAAAGGCAGCAUUGGAGGAACGCAAGUUUGACACCGACAGCGUCAUCCCCGGAGAAAGGUUCUACACCUCUGAGAGUCACGAUGGCAGUGACAAAAUUCGCAAGUCAAACCGCCGAACGCUUGAGAGGCACAUCAGGUUGCCUUUCUUGCCAGCUGAGCUGAGCGACUUUGCUGUGAAGAUUGGCUCUGAAGAAGUGUACGGCGGCUGGCGAAACCUUCUCUCGGACCUCUCCAGAAAUGUCAGCUUGCAGCUGUUUGGCACCGAGUUUCAUUUUGCUGACAUCACUGUUUUCCUCAAAGAGAUAGAGCAGUUUGUGCUUGGCACUGCAAAGCUCAAAGACGGCCAGUGGCGCGCCGACUGGGAGGCCUUCUUCGACCUUCUUCUGCCGAAAGGGGGCGCUACCAGACUGAAGCAGCCACUGAGGCAUUUUCCAAAGCUCCAGGAGGGAUUGAAAAAGAUCCUGGAUGCCAUGCCACCGGUCGGGCGAAUGUCACUGACACCUGUCGUGGAUUUGAGCAUGUUUGGCACAGACCUGACGUUCUCAAGCUACGGCGAAAUCAUUGCAGCCUUCAUCAGUGCAUUCAUGCCACCCGAGCCCUUGCACGAGCUGUUGAGACAACCUCGGUCAUUCAACAUUAUGCGCACCAUUCGUGUAAUCGAGGGCUACCACCAGGUGCCAACCAUGCUGGGUUUGUCACUCAAUUGGACUACCAGUGCUACCCUGGUGACUUCAUUGAGAACCGAGGCACAUCAGGCCAGCCCGAGCAGUCUUGCUUUCAAAGUGCAUCCCAGUGGAGCGCUGACCUUCCUGAAUCGCAUGGUGCUCGAUUUCCCGACGAAGACGCGAAUGGGAGUCCAGGCCAACAGCUCUGCCUACACAACUACUCAACUCAAUGCCUUGUUGAAUCUGCAGCAGCACUCCGCCCACAUUGAGGUUGAAAUUCCAAGCAAGGAGCAGAAGAUCCUUCAGCUCAUACGCACUAAUCAGAUGAUCAAGCAUGACCGCAUUGAAGAAAUGGGCGACUGGAAUGUUCAGCGUGUCAACGUUGAUUGGUGCACCGGUGACGGUCUUGGGCAUGCCACGGGCUUGCAGUUUUGUCACGACCGAUCAUAUGUCAAUGUCACUCACCUGAUGAGACCAUGGUUCCUCAUGGCUGCACCCGCAAGCUGGCAAUUUGUACUGAAGCCAUACAGCAAAGAUAUAACAGCGCUUGCAGUCACUGCAGUACUUCCAUCAAAACACAACAAACUCAAGAUUGAGGUCAUCACAAAAGCCACGGUGCCAAAAAAUCUGCUGAUAUAUCAGACUAAAGCUGAUGGUGGGUUUGAGCUUGUCGUUCCUGACAUGCCUUUCCUGAAGGCAGCCAUGAAGAAAAGAAAUUCUGACAUUCAAGAUGGAAGCAGUGCAGUUGUGACAGAAUAUGUCCUUGGAUAUGCACCGGGGCAGCAUCUUGUCCUCAUCUAUGAGGACCGGUCCAAGCAAGAGCAGCGGCAGAAGCCAACCAAGGAGGCCAACCGCAUCCCCAGUGGACAGAGGGUGACUGUUAGUGUGAGACAGAGAUCACUGAACGUGCAAACCAACUCCAACACCUAUGGGCUUUCUUGGACUGUGAACACACAGUCAUCCGGAGUCAAGCAGGAGCUGAGAUUCAAUUUCGAAAGGGGACCAGACGGCAGCGUGGCCUGGCUGAGGGAGCUGCUAGCAGACGAGUUUUUCACUGAGGAUGGUUCUGGUGGCUGGGUUCAUGUUCUCCUUCAUUGGAAGGUGCCUACCACCCUUGGAAAACAUAAGGUGGUGAAAUCCUCGCACAGUCACGUGUCGACUCCUAAGACAUCACUUGACCUCACAACUUACUUCCUCGAGUCCAGGUCACGGCACCUCCUCCAAGUGAACCUCACCAAACUGGAAAAGGCAACACGGAGGCUCCUGGCCUUUGCCAACUACACCCAGGAGCACUGGAUGCACAUGAAAGGCGACUUGACAAAGCGCAAUGCCCUCUACAACCUCACCAUUUCUCACCACUCCUGGGCUCUCAAGUUCGAGGAAGAAUCUCGGAAGAGCUCAGCGGAAGUCAAGGGACAGCUCACGCUACUCAUCGAGAAAAUGCAAAGGCGUCAAUCCGAUUGGGAAUUCUUUAGUACAUGGUGGCAUCCCAGCACCAGCCAUCUUUUUGAGGCCAAACAUGGGAAGACCAAACUUUUGUGGUUAACGAGACCUGUCCACAGAGGGGGCUCCAAGAAAGGUUUGCACGCAACAGCACUGGAGGCUACAUUGCAACACCAUGCUGCAGACGAAGAGCCUUUUGCGCUGGAGCUUAACGGAAAUCUGACACUGAUGCCUUCUGGCGUGGAGGUGGGCUGGCUGCUGGGUUCACCCAACAGUGACCUCAAGUGGGAGGUGUACUCAAAGUAUGCUGGGCCGACGGCAGAAGGUGGCAGCCUUCCCUCCGAGGUCACCUAUCUCUCCACCAUCCACCGGAGGGACAAGCCAUUCGGUGCAUACAGGCUGCAGGUGAGAAGUUCCAUGGAGCCAUGUCUGACGUGGGAACUCAGGCACAACAUCACCUCGGAGCCAUGGUUGUACACGUCGAAUGUCACCUACGCUUGCGACCCGCUGACGUAUGGAACAGAUGUGGCCAAGUCACACAUGAACGUCACAGUUUUCUCAAAAUCGCCGAUUUGGGAACUACUGAAUAUGGACCUGAACCAGGUCUUCGAGCUUGGCACAUCUGGCUACGAAUCUAUGAAUUUGACAUCUGCCUUUGGUAAAGUGGUUGUGACUGGUCAAUGGGAUGAGCACUCUUUGGUGAAAGAGUCGAGGUUUACUGACAAGAGCUCAAACUGGAUUCCAUUGGAAACAGUUUACAAUGAAGAGAAGGACAACUGGAUCUUUGACGUGAAGUUGACACCUCGCAAGGCAUCCACGGCAUUCAAGAUGAUGAAACUUUCCAAACGGUCUAGGCGAAGCGGUGCAGCCAUAUUUUAUGAUGCCAGAAUCAUCAACAAGCGUCAGGACUCGGACCCACAGGCCCAGGAGCUGAAUGUAUUCCAGGCAGUAGUUGUGCCCCGCAAUUCGGAGAAGGCAGUUCGAGCUCUGGCAAACGAGGCUGUGAUUAAGGAGCUGCUCGAAGUCACGGCAGCAUACACGAACGUGGUCAUUGCCUCCCUCUACAACCCGAGGCACCCUUUCAACCUGAUAGUCUACCAACUGACAGGAGCUACUGCUGGAGAGAUUUUUGACACAGAGAGAGAGAAGGUACACAGCAUGCUUGCAGAAUCAUGGAAGAUGUCGCACCAAGUGCUGGGAACAUUCCACGCCAUUUACGAUCCUGUCAUCUACAGCAGCUCUGCGUUGGUCAGGAAAGCAGCUAUGGGUUUGGGUGCAACACACGAAGCCUUUAAGCAAACAAUUCCUGGCUGGGCCUUCUACUACUUCAACCUUGACAGGGUGCUCAAUUACACUGCCCAUCACAUACCCGAGCUGUCAGCACAGCUGGCCACGAUCUACUUUACGCGGCCAGCCAGAAUACCUGGAAUGGUGGAAUUUUCUGCCGACAUGCCGUCCCUUCCUUCGUAUGGCAGUGUUGAACAUCUGGUCAGGAAUCUCCUACGGAACCAGCGGCCAGAAUCGUGGUCGCUGCCUCGACUCGAGAAAGGCCAGAAGGUGGCAGCCAUCUUCGGCAGUGGGCACGUGGUGACCUUUGACGGCGUGUUCCUCGAGUUCCCCAGCUACCCAGCUUCGUACUGCACAUACCUUCUCGCGCACGAUGUUGGCGGUCGCCAGUUUACGCUGACAACCAGUGCCGAUGACCUGCUGAUCGACUUUCCGGAGGUUGCCCUCACAAUUUCGGGACAGGAAGGCAGAGUGCUUGUGAAUGGAAGCGAUGCGCUCAUUCAUCUUCCUCUUGUGCUUGGAUCGGGGCAAGUGGAUGUGUACCGGGAGGGUCACCUAGUGAGAGUUCGAGGACAUGGCUUGACCGUUUAUUGCGAUGCCACCAAGUUCUUCUGCACAUUCGUUUUGGACCAGUUUCACCAUGGCAACCUUCUUGGCACACUUGGCAAUGCAGAUGGCAAUGCUGGCAAUGAAUAUGAGCUUCCCAAUGGGCAAGUCGCCAAGGACGCCGCGCAGCUUGCCGCCGGCUACGAAAUGAGUGGCUAUGCGGAGUGCAGGGCACUGCUCAACCCCAUCAAGAAUAUGCGGGAGAACACGGAGGAGUGCCGCCAGCGGGUGCCGCAGACCCUCAAGCACUGCCUGAUGAAAACCAACAUGGAGGAGCUGUUCCAGGAUGCCUGCUCUUGGGACGUCAGCCACCGUGCAAGCACUUGCACCAGCGUCAAUGCCAUGGCGGCCUUCUGCACUCACCAUGGCUACUGGGUCGACAACCUGCACUGCGACCAUUGCCUGAACUCGCCAGAAGCACAAGGCCAGAAGACCUUUCGCGUCAAGUCUGGGCCUCUCCUCGAAGUGGUCGUGCUCUUGGCCGAGAGUUCAUUCGAUCCUCGGGUGGCCACCUUGGUGCUUGCCGGCACUCAGAAGCUGGUGGAUGCCGUGGACGCGUCGUUCAAGGCACAUGGUCACAACACCAAGUACGCCUUUGUGCUCAGUGGUGGUGGCCACGGUCACCACUACCGGAGCCCUCACCUGCGCACAACAGCCAAGGAUGUCUUUGUGUCGCACACUGAGGCUGCUGGCAAGCUCCUGAGGAGUGUGGGCCAGAGCAGCAAGAUGGCAGCCGCUGACCUUGCACUCACCCUUGACUAUGCCCUGGACACCGUGCCUUUCAGCACUGAAGCAGCGAGGGUGGUUCUGGCCAUUUCUGCUGGUGACUUCAAUAGCUCACGAAGCGAGCUAGACAUGCUUCACGACAAGGUGCUGUCCUCUGGUGUCACCCUGUACACCUUCUCCGACUACCCAACUGUGGACCAGCGAGGCCGUGUGUAUGGAUUGCGUGCUGACGGGCUCGUCUUUCCAGAGAGCUCGGCUGGCGAGGAGUACCUCGAUUACCCGUCUAGGGCUGGCCUGCUCGCUAAACUUGCUGCUGCCACCAGAGGAUCUGCUUUUCAGGUCCAGUUUGUUGAGGCUGGCUUGCCUGCCGAGUUCUUCAGCGUGGUGGCCGAGGAAAUCUUUGCCAAGGUUGGCAAGGAAGCCAGGGGCUGCAGAGAGUGUGAAUGCGACCGGGGUCGUGCGUGGAGCCCCGUAGCUCGGUGCAGGCCAGUCGGCUGCUGAGCCACUCUCUGCUGCCUUCAGAUGUGCCAAGCAAGUUCAAGCAACAGUUGUAACUUGGGGUAGCAUUUGUUUUUACCACCAAAGCUGUCGGUAAAAAAAAAGUGGUGUCUACACAGUUAUUGGCAUGUCACAGGCCACUCGACAACUUGGAACAGUAGCUUACAGUGACAUAAAAUCUUGACUGCUCAAAGGCCAACUGCAACGAAAUUUCAGAAUGCGUAAAAAGUCUGGUUUAAGAUAGUGUGCAUUAACGCAAGCUCUUGGGCAAGUUGGUGCAUGAUGAAAUUGAAAAAAGGGGGGUACCAGCGAAACACAAAGGACAUGCACACAAGGAAAAGGAGUUACACACGGACGGACGCUGGGCUUUCAACUGUACUUUAUUGGAAUUCACAUUGUCGCACAUAACCUCCGACGCAUGCGUAUUUUCGACGCCUCCCAAGACAACCGACACAUGCGUAACUUGUACUCCUCCCAAGACCCAUGCAUUAGUGUCAGUUUUUUAAAUCAUCUUUUACCUACCCGAUAUGCAAGCAUGUUCCUUGUUGCUUAAACACAAAGAUGUGUUUAUGUCUUUCUGUGAUACAUCUCUGUGCUUAACCAACAAGGAACAUGCUUACCUAUCGGGUAGGUAAAAGAUUAUUAAAAAAACUGACAUUGAUGCACGAGUCUUGGGAGGAGUAGAAGUUGCACACGUGUCGGCUGUUUUUGUGCGGCAAUGUACAUUCGAGGUGUUAUCGAUGCACAUGUCUUGGGAGGAGUCGAAGAUGCUCAUGCAUUGUAGGUUAUGUGCAACAAUGUGAAUUCCAAUAAAGUACAGUUGAAAGUCCAGCAUCCGUCCGUGUGUAACGCCUUUUCCUUGUGUGCAUGUCCUUUGUGUUUCAACGGUGCCCCCCUUUUUCAGGCUCACAAUGUGCGUAUAGAGGAGCCUCAGCGCAAAAUUUGUAGUUUGAAGUACGAAUGAAAGCAUUACAAAAAGGCUAUAGCAAAUAGCUGUUUUUAAUACCGAAGCUGGAAAGAGAAUGCUGCCAUUACUGCUCACCGGAAGUGACACAUAAAUAGAGAGCAUGCAGCUCCUUGGCAUGAUUGCCCAAAUAACGUGGCUGCCUGGGGUGUGUUGUUGAAAAAUCAUAGAGGCGGUGCACUGGAAUUUAUGUAGUUGUGACGAACACCAUGUGCACGAGCAAUCUGCUUAGGUGCUGUUUAAAGGCUGCUAACAAGAAAACUAUACAUUACCAGCCCUGUGACUGCCAAGAUGGCAUACACUACUUGUAUGUAACAAAUUUAGCCAAAGCGAUAUUCCAUUGCAGUUGGCCUUUAAGCAGGGCUACUUACUCUGUCCAGAUCGGUACACUGUUACCCUGUAAGUUUGGUUUCUCCAAAUAAACAAGUGCUGUUCAUAGAUCACAGAGUGACAAUUGUGUCUGCAAAAUAUCUCUGUAUGCUGUUAAAACAGACUCAAUUUCAAGUAGAAGCAUGUGUGCCCUUAUUUUGGGAGUAGCAGUCUCCUUGUCAGAAAAAAUAAUGACAUCACGGGUUCCACGGGCAACUUCGGAGGUACGGACACAGUGUCACUGGCGCAAAUAGCCACCAGCAAUGCGAAUGCAGGCAAUCUUCUCUAUAGCGAAUGUGGAUGUAAUGAAUUUCACACAUAACAAAGUAAAUUUAAAAUGCUUCUCGUUCGUGUGAAUGAGGGUGGCAAUGUGGGCUUGCUGGUCAGUCAUACUGAAAUGAGACAGUGUUGCACAUAGACACAAUAAGGAAUGACACACGAACGUGAUUUGGUCCCAUGGUUUUCCUGCAUCCCACUGCAAAACUGCUCCUUUCGGUUCAAAGAAAUGCUGUGCUCCGUUUCACACAUGGCAAGCAUUGCUACGAUGGCUUGAGUGACUUCUCUCACUGCUAGCAUCCGCAACCAAAAAAAAACUUGUGCCUCACGUAUGAAAAAGGUAUUACCGUAUUUACUCGAAUCUAAUGUGCACUUCUUUUCUGAUAAAACGGGUCCGAAAAUUGAGUGAGCAUUCGAAUAGAGUACGACUGUAAAUCUGCAUUACCAUAUCGCCAUCAGCAUUUCAAAAUGGCCGCCUCAUACACACUUCGAGUCUAGUUGCCGUAGCUUUCUCCGUGUGCUGUAUGUAGUAUGUGUGCUUAGGCGAUGCUUCCUUUGGCGUAGGUUAGUCCACCGCCUGUCUUCCCGUUUUCCGCGUUUGCUCUAUCAGCAUGGAAGUGCCGAUUGCAAAGACAUGCUGAGUUCAUCACAAUGCCACAAGUAAAAGGAAAGCGAUCACGUGUGCGGAGACAGACAGAAAUUGGGCCGCAUCACAGGCGUUCGGAGUUCUCUAAACUUGCGUGCGGGACUGGCGCAAACAGGAGAGGCAUUCUACACCAGCGGCUGCUACGUAUGGCGCGGCCGCAUGGCUCCUAUCUUGAAAGCCAUCUGUAAUGGAGACAAGAGUCUACGCAUCUAGGCGCACCGCGCUGUGUUCUCAUCGCUUAGUUUGCUUCGAAGUGAGAGGCCGCACAAAGGUCAAUUCCCUCACUCCUGCUACUGCACUUCCUCACUCCAGCAUUUAAACAGUUUCCGCGGUUAUUGAGUGAGACAUGUUCAUGUUUGCUUGUGCGCGCGUGACACCAUGCUUGUUAAUUUAAUUAGUAAGCAAAUGUUUAAAAGUUUAUACAGCCGAUAAAGAUGUGAUCCUUACUUUUCGUAUAGCUGUCUACUAAUUUGCUAUUGUAAUCGAUGCUUUGCCUUUCGGGCAAAACUGUGACUUUUUUUAUUUAUUGCAACUUUAGUGCAUUGGGAGUAAAUCUUGUUUUUUCCAAAUGAGAGAAAGUUGUAUUUUUGUAUGAAAGAAUGAGGUGUGCAGUACUGUAGAGGACUUUUCUUUCUUUUUAGGUCAUGGCAAACAGGUGUGUGUUACAAUCGAAGGCAUUUCCCCCCCCUUUUGGGGGGUCACGGAAAACGGGUGCGCGUUACAAUCGAGGGCUCAUUAGAAUCAAGUAAAUAUGGUAGGUACGCACCAUGUAAUUCGAUGUUACUCUGUGGCUCGUACUUUUAUGUAGCAAAAUAUGAUGUGUUUAUUACAUUAAAGGCGUAGGCGAUCUAUUAAAUCUAUGUACCACCAAACGAGUGGGGUAUCAUGUUACCUACUGAAAGCACAGAUAUUCACAAGCAAUGUGUGAUUUGAUGUAAGGUUGCAUCCACAAGUAGCACUUGUAAUGUAUGACGUAGUUAUUUCGUAGAAAACAAUGCAGAUCAAGAACUGCACUUCAAAGUGUGUGGAGUGAGACAUCUAUGGCCACACUAAUUGCGUAGUUUCCACAGUGUCACCUGCUGUAUCUUUGAAAUGGAGUAGAGUCAAUGUAAAAGCAAACUCUGAGUUGAUAAGCUUAAUCAUCGAAGCACAGCAUAUAUCUACUCUUUCACUGACCAAUGCAUCAGAAAAGGUUUCAUAUCAUUGCCAGUUAAGGGACUUGAAUACCUAUGCAUGUCAGGAUAAGUAUAUGUCAUAUGAGAUGUGUCGCAGCAGCUUGCGAUUUUCUCCAGUUUUAUAAAUUUCUAGAAAUGUUUUUCUUUUUCUCUUUUGCGUUUGGUACCUUUACUCGAAAUGUCUGUUGACAUGUGGUUUGUGAGACACGUGACUGGGGGUAAGUACAGCUGGUCGAGAAAUAAAUAUUUCAUUGCUGAAAGUAA